This is a messenger RNA of Striga asiatica, 312 nucleotides long. Lineage: Eukaryota; Viridiplantae; Streptophyta; Magnoliopsida; Lamiales; Orobanchaceae. The record is from the annotation of a GenBank genome assembly.
AUGGGUAAAAUUCUACCUGAACCGGUCGGAUAUGGAUGUCUUGAAGAAGUAUCUACUCAGCAAGGAUUCUUGAGAAAGGACAUGUUUUCGCUCAUGGUUGUCCUUGGAAAAGAAGUAAAAAGAAACACAUUGGUCGUACGCAAAAACUCCAAUGGCAUAACAAAAAUACUUUGCUUAAAUCCAUAUAACAUGGUGCAGAGAGGAAAAAUUGUAGCUGGUGGUAGUAUUAUCGAGUCCCAAGUUGUUUGGGAGUGUUCUCUAUGUAAUGAAGUUUCAGUAUGUGAUGAAGAAGGUGAUGGUGGUGGUGUAUGA